Vitis vinifera (wine grape) is the source of this 1814-nucleotide messenger RNA. RefSeq lists its product as uncharacterized. Gene Ontology annotation, cellular component: SMN complex. The transcript is spliced from 7 exons. Bases 388 to 1428 code for a protein of 346 amino acids. NCBI's taxonomy places the organism in Eukaryota, Viridiplantae, Streptophyta, Magnoliopsida, Vitales, Vitaceae. Gene Ontology annotation, molecular function: protein binding; RNA binding. The record is from RefSeq and is a predicted model, not a curated record. Gene Ontology annotation, biological process: spliceosomal snRNP assembly.
CACACUAUAAAACCAGGCGAAUGCCCUCGAUCUCCUCUGCGACUAGCCCUUUGCAUAGUUCAAUUUUUUUUCCUUUUUAUUUUUUUCUUUUUUUAUUUUCCAAUAUUUUCUAUUUUCCAUUACAGACCAAACUGCCUAUUAGGGGUUCACACCCAUUUCCAUUACUUCCAUUCCUCUGUAUAAAAAAAAAAAAAAAAAACCGGAGAAAAAACUUUUUCUUUAUCAUAAUUUUGCAUAUAUUGAACAAUUGCUGUGCGUUUUGAUUGUGAAUUGUUCUAUCUGUGCUGUUUCUAGGGUUUGUUUUUUGAGUUAAUGAAUCAAACCGGGUUUUGUAGAAAUCUUGUUCACCUUUAGGGUUUUUUUCUGGGUUGUUGAAUUUGUGCUCCAAUGGAUAAGAAGAAAGUGGCGGUGCCCCUCGUAUGCCACGGGCAUUCCCGGCCCGUCGUUGACUUGUUUUACAGUCCUGUCACUCCUGAUGGGUUCUUCCUCAUCAGUGCCAGCAAGGAUUCUACUCCAAUGCUGAGGAAUGGGGAGACUGGGGAUUGGAUUGGAACCUUUGAAGGACAUAAAGGUGCUGUUUGGAGUUGCAGCCUAGAUACUAAUGCUUUACGUGCUGCAUCUGGCUCUGCAGAUUUUACUGCGAAAUUGUGGGAUGCAUUGACUGGGGACGAAUUGCACUCUUUUGAACACAAGCACAUUGUUCGGGCAUGUGCCUUCUCAGAGGAUACACACUUCCUACUCACUGGUGGAGUUGAAAAGGUACUUCGUAUAUUUGAUCUGAAUCGCCCUGAUGCACCUCCUAGAGAGGUUGAAAAUUCACCUGGUUCAAUCAGAACAGUUGCCUGGCUUCAUAGCGACCAGACAAUUUUGAGUUCCUGUACUGAUAACGGGGGUGUGAGGUUAUGGGAUGUGAGAACUGGCAAAAUUGUUCACACACUUGAGACCAAGUCACCUGUAACCAGCGCUGAAGUGAGUCAGGAUGGCCGCUACAUAACAACUGCAGAUGGGACUACUGUUAAGUUUUGGGAUGCAAAUCAUUAUGGAUUAGUGAAAAGCUACAACAUGCCCUGCAACAUGGAAUCGGCUUCAUUGGAACCAAAGUUUGGCAAUAAGUUCAUUGCUGGAGGAGAAGAUAUGUGGAUUCAUAUGUUUGAUUUCAAUACCGGGGAAGAGAUUGGAUGCAACAAGGGUCACCAUGGCCCUGUACACUGUGUGCGUUUCUCGCCCGGGGGUGAAUCUUAUGCGUCAGGAUCCGAAGAUGGAACCAUUAGAAUUUGGCAGACAGGCCCUCAGAAUCUUGAAGAACCAGACAGCUUUGUGUCUGGGAAGGUCAAGGUUGUGGUCGAUGAGGUUACCCGCAAGGUUGAGGGAUUUCAUGUUGGCAAAGACGGGAAAACUGGAAACAAGGAGAAGGCCUUAGAUGGCUAACUUGGUUUGAGACACCAUGGAGCAUUGAGCUUGCUUACUCUCUCCUUCAUUAGCUGGGUUGUAGGCAGGUUUUAUGCGACUUCUGGACAUUGUCUUGUGGAAAUAAAAGUGAACUGGUUUUUUCCCUUAGGAGACUUUCUUUAUUAGACUGUUUUUUCCUUAUACCCCCUUCUUAGGGUAGAAAAGUGUAGAACUUGAGAGGACAAUGUUAAUGUGCAGAAGAGUUUGUUUGGCUGGUUGGAAAUGCUGGGUAUUAUGAAUGUUGGAUUUUGUUGGUUUUCAUUGAUUUUGGGCAGCCAUCCUUUGGGAUGCCUCUCUGUACAGGCAUUAUACAAUCUCCAAGAUGUUAUUCAGGCCUCUAAGUGCAUUUGGGCUCUUUUAUCUAA